Messenger RNA from Symbiodinium necroappetens, 1209 nucleotides. The record is from the annotation of a GenBank genome assembly. NCBI's taxonomy places the organism in Eukaryota, Dinophyceae, Suessiales, Symbiodiniaceae.
AUGCCGGCCUGCUGGCUCGCACUGGUGUUCGGCUCUCUCACCCUUUGCGCACGUGGCGAUGCGUGCGAAGAGGACGAAGUAAAGGUGGUGCUUCUCCAGACGCAAGUCAGAAUUGCUGCUUCUUCUCCCGCUCUGAAACCCGUGGGCCACAGCUUCUAUUCAACUGACCCAGCUCGUUCAGCGGCCUGGUGGCUGAGAUACAGCACUUCGCAACUUCUGCCUGCAGCGUUCCAGAGCCGCCUGAACCUCGUCGGCCUUGCAGAAUCGGAGGAGGCUUCUGCAGUUCAGCUCCGGGAUUCUGACGGCCCGAUAAAGCAGCUUCACUUCUUCAAGGCGCCAAAUUCGAGGAGCACUGAAGGCCUGGCCAUGGAGGACUUUGUGAAAGCAGCAGAGCUGUCAUGGGAUUCAGUAAUGCAGUGGCAGCAGCUCUACAGCCCGUGGACGGACUUCCACGUCGGACUGAAGGUCGACACGAUGAGAGCUGAUCAUCUUCAGGAGGACAACUAUUCCUUCCAGUACUACGUUCCGAAGCUGGCGAAUGAGAGCUGGAACUGCAAGGUUAUCCGGGCGUACAUCCCGAAUACUACCUGGACAGUUGAAUGGCAUGCAGACCUCUUGUCUCCGAGGCUUCUGGAUCAGGAGUUUUUGGAGUCCAGGAGAACCGAAGAUCCGGACCAUUGCAGAGGCUUCGAGGGCCCGGAGAUGAGAGAAACUUGGUGGAAGAGCACUUUUGCCGUGGCCAACGCCUCUGCAGCACGAGACUUUGCCAUCAAAGUCCUUGCUGCCGUUCCAAGAGGUGAGCCAUAUCCUUGGCCUCCACAGCCGGACUGCAUCGCCGCCCAAUGGGUCACGUUGCCCGACGACGGUGCCGGGGAGCGGACGCCCGUGCAGUUGCACUUUGUCGAGGAUGGCAUUUACAGCUCUAUCUUGCAUGGCCUUCCGGAGCUGCUGCAAUAUCAGCGAGACUUCGUUCGAAGUCAUCAAGAUUGCAUCAACAGCUUCAUGCUUAACAAUUUGGUACUGGAGACAGCAUCAUUGGAUCCUUUUAUUAGGCGGCUAGCUGAGACCUUGACGCCGCACUUUGUCUUCCAGGUCUCCGAUGGAUUUGCCCUCAUCUUCUCAUUCCCCGGCAACGAGAUGGUCACUCUGCAGAUUCGAAGCCGACAUAGCAGCUUAGUUUCACCCACGCCGGUAAAGUUUUGUACAUAG